AUGGAUAUCCUGCAUGCUGCAGUUGCGGGUGUGGUGGCCCGUUUAUUGUGUCACCCCCUUGACACAAUGAAAACAGUAGUGUUUACAGGAUUCUCUGGCGAUUCUCAUCUGUCCAAUGUGAAUUUAAAACAACCAGUUACUUCCAACUUUUCAUAUUUUGUACGCUCUAUUUGGUGUCGUGAAGGUGUGGCCGGUUUUUACCGUGGAGUUGGUGUGGCCACGUUGGGUUCAGCCCCCGGUGUAGCUCUCUACUUGACAACAUACAAAUGGACCAGCAGUUUUAUUCAGAAACAGCGCGAAGCCAAUAACUCUAUUAUUUUAAAUGCCCUACCUUUGUGGUCUUUUCACUUUUUCCUCGGACUCCUUGCGGAGGCGGUGAGUUGUGUCUUUUGGGUUCCUGUUGAUGUGGCGAAGGAGCGUUUGCAGUCACAACCUCCAUCGCAACCAGGAAGAUACCGUGGAAGCUAUGAUGCCCUGCGGACCAUAGCGAAGUAUGAAGGUCUAUGUGGGUUAUAUAAGGGUUACUGGUCGACUCUGGCCUCUUUUGGACCGUACUCCGCAGUAUACUUUGUUUUUUAUGAAUUUUUUAAUGGUAUUUUUUCUGAACGUUUAUUAUUUGGUCCUUUUACCUCUGCGCUCUGUGCAGGAGGUCUGGGCAAUAUAGCUGCAUCUAUAAUAACAAAUCCACUGGAAUUCAUAAAGACACGCCUACAAGUACAGCAGACGGUGCUAUCAGUGAAUGGAACUCCUACAACAGUAAAUGGGUUUAACUACCACUAUAAAGGGAUUAUAGAUGGACUCUCUGCUGUUGCACGAGAGGAAGGUCCCCGUGCACUUUGGCGUGGCGUAGGAAAUAGGAUAGCGUACGCAGCUCCUAACGCGGCUUUGACAAUGGCCUUUUACAACUACCUUCAAUCAAGAUAG
This is a messenger RNA of Trypanosoma theileri, 924 nucleotides long. Its product is annotated as putative mitochondrial carrier protein. The record is from RefSeq and is a predicted model, not a curated record. Gene Ontology annotation, cellular component: mitochondrial membrane. The transcript has a single exon. Gene Ontology annotation, molecular function: ferrous iron transmembrane transporter activity. Gene Ontology annotation, biological process: iron import into the mitochondrion. Lineage: Eukaryota; Euglenozoa; Kinetoplastea; Trypanosomatida; Trypanosomatidae. Bases 1 to 924 code for a protein of 307 amino acids.